Molecule: messenger RNA, 912 nt
Organism: Alternaria metachromatica
Lineage: Eukaryota; Fungi; Ascomycota; Dothideomycetes; Pleosporales; Pleosporaceae
Exons: 4
Coding region: 1-912 (303 amino acids)
Source: RefSeq, a predicted model, not a curated record
AUGAGCAAUCCAUGGAGAGUCGCAAGCCCUUACUGUCUCGCGCUUGCUCCUCAGGGAGACUCUCCGGAGCCGAUUUGGUAUAUCGGGUGUAAGACGUUAGAUGGGGAGGACAAGCUCUUCCACUCACGGACCUACUUCGAUCUCAACUAUCCCGAUCUCGCGCAGUGGCUAAAGUCGUUCCCGAAUGCAGCCAGCUUGUGCUUCGUCACCUUCGGCCAGAAGUUCAGCUACUUCGCGUGCGCACCCGGACAGGGCUCGAUAUGGGCUGCUAUACCUUCAGGUCUCGAGGAUAGAGUGAAGAAGUCGCUGGUCACGCCGACUUGUGUUGGCCUUGGGAUGAAAGAUGCCUGGUUCGUUCUGUUUGCGGACGGGCAUCUGGCAUGGAACUUCAACGGCUAUUACACCGGAUUGAAUAAGAUUUUGAUGGAAAGUGCGCCGGGUGCCGUCAGUUAUGUCGCCAUAUCGCCGUACAACAAGCAGCACUACUUCAUCGCCUUCACAGAUCGCCGCGUCAACUACAAUUUCCAAGGAGGUCCCUCAGAAUGGACGCGACUUAUGAAUCAAGUCUUCGAAUUAUGGGCCGCUGAAAGCAAACGAUUGCAAACUGCCAGCGCGCCACGUUGGCAUCAGCCGGAGUCGACACACAUCGUCAGUGCUUCUCGACUACCCAUGGCCAUGCCGGUGUCGCCGACCUCAGUGCCGAGUACGCCGGCGCCGAUGUACGUCAGCCCUGUGCAACAGAACGCCGUACCGGACAUCGCGCCCGUGGAUAAGACGCCAGAGUAUGGUGUUGUCGAUGUACCAGUAGAACUUCCUGGACAAGCAAUGUUCUCCCCGGCAUAUACGAUGGCGAGUGUACCAGAGAAAGAACCAGCGAAGAAGAGGAGAAGCUUCUUAUCCAAGCUGUUCUAG